This is a messenger RNA of Orbicella faveolata, 8765 nucleotides long. RefSeq names its product acid-sensing ion channel 2-like. Gene Ontology annotation, cellular component: plasma membrane. Gene Ontology annotation, biological process: sodium ion transmembrane transport. Gene Ontology annotation, molecular function: ligand-gated sodium channel activity. Lineage: Eukaryota; Metazoa; Cnidaria; Anthozoa; Scleractinia; Merulinidae. The record is from RefSeq and is a predicted model, not a curated record.
GACAACAUAUUGAAAAUUUUGAUGGAUUGAAUCGAGGCAUGCUGAGCAAGAAUAAUGAAACUAUUUAGAAAUUAAAUUCAAUUAACUUGCAGGAAAAAGAUAUGAAUAUCAAAGCAGGCUUUGCACCCUCAGUUUUCAUUUGUUUUACUUAAGAUUUCUUCAUAAGAAAAGCAAAAACGUGAAGUUCUUUUUUUUUUGCUGUUUUUGUUUCGUUAAACGUUAAUUGCAUUUAGUCUAUCAUAUCUAACCAUCUAUUUUGAUAAGAUCGACUUUUUUUCAACUUUUCAUGUUCAAGUAUAACAUUAUAUAUGACCAUGGUAUUUGUGCUAUUACAUUUUCCCACAAAGCCCACACAAGGAAUAGAUUUGCAAUGUACAUUAACCAUCAUAAUCUCACUAUACCUCUAGACCUGAUUGCCUCACCACACUACUCUCUCUUUCUCUCUCUCUCUCUCUGUUCUGAUUCAGUGAUUUUUUUUUCAAACAAACCCAUUAAUCUACUAAUACUUCUUUUAUUGCAGCACACACAUCGAUGUAUUUCUUCUAUUCAAACGGGACAUUUGUAUCACGUUCUCCUUGCUCUUAAAACCUCGUAAAACAAACGGACAAAAAGAAACAAGAAAAUCAUGAACUCGGUACCAGCGUGGAAAUGAUGUAAAAAAUGAUGCACUCUAAAAUUCUAAGAACCAACAUGAAAGGAACUGAAUAGGUGUUAGCGACGAGAAUAGGUUUUUCGAUCAAACUGGGAGGGUACGACAAUACCCAAUGAACACGGCGGAUUAAACAAACCCUGAGCGAACAAUUAAGUUUGAUUUUUCAGCUGAUAUAUAUUUGCACUUUGCAGUUUGAAAUGCCGAAUACAAUUGCCCUACGAUUAGCUUUUUGGAACGAAGACUGAUAAAGACCUGAUUGGCUGUCUGUGACGUUGUAAAGAACGUGCAAAGGUGAUAAUAAGUUAUAUACACGAUCCUGACAAGUACAUUAACAUCUAACAACGAAUUCUUAUCGACCGGUUUUAAUUGGUUUGUGAGCUUCAUUCCUCAGAGCUUUUUUAAUAAAUAUAUCAUAAUACACUCUACUUUGAGCCACACUUAUCAUAAAGCCUUACUGGACCUAAAAAAUAUCUUAAAUUCAACCUAUAAAGACUUAACGUGCAAUUAUCACUUCCAUAUCUAUCAACCGACUAUGCGCUACACGAGUUAUUCACCACAAAACGUUCGAUUCCUUUAUUUUGCCCUGAAUUCAUACCAGACAUGGGAUUCAUUUUGAAAUGGGAAAAAGUACAUUUUAAAUUUAUCGAUAUUUGCAUCUCAUGAAAAAUAACUGUUCAAACAAAGAUUAGCGUUUAUCUUCCCAAUACCACAAGUAAAGAGCAGCUGCUUUGCUUGAAAUAUUUCCUAUUCCUAACACAGACCUAUUUUGUUCGCCAAUAAAUUAUGCAUGUAAAAGCUACGUCUCCAAACGAGUCUUGAUCGUAUCACAAAGAAUAGUUCUAUAUGACUGAAAGAUUAAAUUGGACUUUUUUUUCGCCUAUAAAUGGAACAUAAUAAAACUACACCAAUAAAUGUGUUCUUUGUCUUCAAUUAUCUCUUUUCCUCCUGGUUCUCUUUUAUUUAAAUGUUUAUGAUGUUUAUUUUUUCGAAUCGUAAGCAAUGCAUCUUUGAGCCAAAUAAUCGAUGCUUUGAAUUUUUUCGUUCGCAAUGACAUAGCGUUUUGUGAAGUCAUUAAAGAACGCUUGUUUACCGCCAAAAUUCCACUAGAAUAAGACAGUAAAAUAGUAAACUAAAGAAAACACUCCUGAAGCGCGGUCAAAGCGUAAUUACAAAAAUUUGCAAUUGACUUUCGGACGGUUUUGUCAACACGACUUCGUCUUUUCUAUCUUCAGAAAAUAAACAUGAUUGAACUUGUCAAAAUACAGGAUUUGUCAGACCCGUUUCAUGAGCGAUAUUUCAAGAUAUCUUUUGAGAAGAAGUAUGUUACAGGUGAAAUAUCCUGCUGUACUUACCUCAUGUUUUAUGCACGCUCGUUCAUGUACGCCACAGUAUCUCGCUUUUCUCAAUUCACCAUAUCACUGAAUCGGAUACUCCAGUCUGGAUAAUAAGCCGUAUUAAACGCCAAUGAGACUUCGGACACGAUAUCUUCCCUUUCCUCAAGGCUUUUGACGCCCUGAUAGGAACUGUUUAGUUAACGUCUUUGUGCUCUAAGUAGAGUUCCUAUUUAUCGAAAAAAUAUUCAAACAAAUUAAAACGCAAAAAUUCAAAAGCUCUCUUGAAAGCCGAGUACCCCCUUCCGAGAGCGAAUCUUGAUAUUCAAAGGAAGAACAGAAUAGCUAGUAAUGACCUCUUGGAAAAAAUAAUGGCAAUUGAUAUUCUGGGACAAAACGCGAUAGUUUCCCCAUUUAAAUUAAUUCAAAAAAUAUCUGAAGAAUUUAUCAAGGAAAUCUUCACUGAUGUGUGACUCCUUACCGUUUGACUUUGUCCAAAACACAAUGUCAUUUGAUUUUAUGAUAUACAGAAGACAGCUUCUCGUCACAAAUGUGCACGUCGUCCCUUACCAAUAAUGGAAAUUAAAAUGGCUUAAUUUUGGAAACCGUACUUAUUUAUUACAAGAUCGUGUGAGGGCGCCGCAAAUUAUUCUUUUAAUUAUAGGCAGCUGACUGAUUUUCUGUUUUAUAUUAUUAUUAUUAUUUUUUUUGUUUCAAACCGCGCUGAUAAUAAAAAAAAGUAAAGCUUCAUACAUGUGCACACAACUUUGGGUGUCAAAGUCGUCUUUGUGUCAAAUUUAAUUUGAAAAUUAGAAAAAAAUAUAGAUCCUUCUUGCGCUCAAUUGUUUUGACAGGCCGAGCUUUUAUUACCCAAAUUUAUCAACGACACUACAUUACACAUUAAGGGAGAGCCAUGGAAGACAAACAUUUUCCACGAAGACAACCUUUUUUUUUCAAUGAAUUAUUUUCCACUCGUCACCAACGCAUAGCUUUCGUGAAGACAGUAAGCUCAAGACGUUUUAUGGCAACAAAAACGCAAUUUACAAAGAAUAUCCUGUGGAAUUUGGAUCAAAGAAUCUUUUUCAACCUGAAACUAAGGUUUAUCGUUUGGGAAUAAGGUUUUCUGUGCCAGAUUUGAAAUGACUGAUAGCUGACAGCGAUACAUUUCGUCUAAUUCUGGCAUUGAGAAUUUGGUGAUAAAUUUAUUUUGGAUUUUUUUCGUUUUAAAUUUUAAUACAAUUUUUGAAAUUUAUUCGUUGUAAACUUAACACUAUCUCCACCAACCACCUUUCUCUGAACGACGAAAGGCCCUGGGAACAAAGUCACUGAAUUCUCAAUCAAUAGACCAUAUUCGUAUUCUCGGUAUUGGAUUGGAUCUAGCUUGCAAUGGAGGUUCAUGCGAGGGAAUAUCACUAAAAAGAUAUAAAUUUCAUUUACAUUUGGAAAGACUCCCCGCAUUAGCCUCACUUGCAAGCUAGUUCCAGUCUAACACCGAGAAUACGAAUGUGGUCUAUUGAUUGGAGAGUGUUGGAUGAUGUGUAGGUAUAGAAGUAACUAGCCUGGGUACAAGUUAAUUUUGAACAAACAUGGCGCCCACGCUUUGUUUGUAUGUUUGUAUGGAAAGUUUGAGUUGUAUAAUGCACGUUAACACUGAGAUAGAUUUCCCGGCUAUAUAAAAAGGGAAAAUGUAACCAAAGUUUUUAGAAUGCCCGUAGCCGCCACACAAUGCGACAAUGCUUUGGUAAUAUGUUAAGCCCUUUUACACCGAGUUUUCCACCAUCAAGACCAACGUAAUUUUAAGAAUAUAUUAUUUGUAAGUAGAGCUUCAGGAAAUUCACAGAGUGAUCGAUAUCGGCGACUGUCUUGAUUGAUUUCCAUAGCUCGGAUCACAGUAAGCGCGCUUUGAAGUCUGGCUACAUAAACUAAGACUAACAAGUGGAAGGCAGCCAGCAUGCAAAUGACCAAGCAGUAUACAAAUGCUAAACAAAGACUCUUAAACAAAGGCAAUUCCAUGGUUAUCUACUCAGUGUGCUGGAUGUUACCCAUAAGACGGAAAAACAAAACCUCGUGGCUUUACAAUUUGCAUUUCAGUUCAUCCAAGACGGUGUUUGCACAAAAUUUACCGGUACCAGAAUUCCAUUAUGUCAUUACCGUACAUCGUCAAGCAGUUUCAGCUGAAACAUGGUUGAUUCAUGUAUGGUUCAUUGAGCACUGUUUAGCAAGGGCAGGUGGGACACCGUGCCAAGCCACCGUCAGACAGAAGUGAAGAAAAAAUAACUCGACACUGUUUUCGCUUUUCUCUAACGAAGCAUUUACACUGACAAAUUGAUGAAAACGUUUCACUAAUGAACGUAAACUAGUUCAUCUGGAAGAGUUAAUUCCUUUGAGAGCAGCGUUUUAUAUUUUGCAAUCGCGGCAUUUCUUUGACGUCAAUUGAUUCAGUGACAGUGAGACGUUUGUCGGACGCAAGUUUCUCCUCGUAAAAUUGACACCGAAUAUUUAACAUCGCAAGUCGUGCUUAAACGUCAUCUGGGAGAACGAAUUGAUCAUGGGAAUUUUUCAAGAACACAGAGAAAAUGGCUAAUGAUAUGUACUACCCAACGGCACGGUCAGCAAAUAAUGGUCGCUAAGGAUGCCCAUUGAAACAGAUUAUUUGAACUCUAGGGGCUACAAUCCCUUGGAAUUCACAACCGAUAAAACAGUCGUUGAAGAAGUCUUAGUGGUCGUAAAAACACAGCACACCUCUUUGUUAGAAAUACUGCAGCGGGGUUUCGUAGACGCACACAAUUUCGCAAACAUGGCGUGUCCGCAACAGUCACCGAAAAAGAAGAAACACAAAGAUGCUAACAGCGACGAAGAAGAAGACAAAGAAGACGAGAUCCCGACAACUUACGAGUUGUGGCAGGACUUCUUGCAUAGUCUCACACUUCACGGAUUUCGCUUCAUUUUCGAGGAAGGGCCGAAAAUUCGCCGAGUUAUCUGGCUCAUUAUCCUGAUACUUGCGGUUAUGAUGUUGGUAUUGCAGAGCAAGAAAAGUAUACAAAAAUACUUUGAUCGCCCAAUCACCACUACAGUACAAGUGGAGUUUCUGGACGAGAUUAUCUUUCCCGCCGUGUCGAUUUGCAAUUUCAACUUGUUUCCUUACUACCUCAUAAAUGGUACCAUUGGAGAAAAGGUCAUGUCGAUUCUAGCACCUCAAAAGUACAUCGACAACAAGGAAGAAGUGCUGUUCGCGCGUUCGCCGAUCCCGAACUUCCUCAAUUAUCUUCGUCGCCGUCGUCGCGAAAAGGAAUCGAAGAAACCCGACGACGAUGAUGACGAAGAUGUGCUCGAUGACACAUCGUUCGACUUUGAUGACUCUUUCGAUUUCGCGCAGUUCGUCAGAACUCACGGGCAUCGAAUUGAUCACAUGAUCAAGAAAUGUCGAUGGAAAUCGCAGCCGUGUGGGCCUGAGAACUUCACCGCGGUAAUAACUGAGUUUGGUCUUUGUUACACGUUCAAUUCAGGUUUAAAGGGUCACCCUCUUCUAAAAGUUCAGCGAGCAGGAGUAGAUUAUGCUCUCAGAUUAUCCCUCAGCGUUCAACAGGAUCAAUAUUACGGAUCACUGAGAGACUCGUCUGGGUUCAAGGUCAUGGUGCAUGACCAGGAAGAACCACCACUGAUCAACGAACUCGGCUUUGCAAUUCAACCGGGGACACAUACAUUUUGUGGGCUCAGGAAGGAAGUAAUGCAUAAUCUUCCGCGUCCAUUCAAAACAGCAUGUGAAGACAAACACUUAGCGGGCUUCAAAAAAUACACCAAGUCUGCUUGCCUCCUGAAGUGCCGCGCUGAUUACGUCAUUAGUAUGUGUAAAUGUAGAUCGUACGAUUUGGAAGGCGAAGCCCCGCCCUGUCUACCACAGGAAGUCAAAAAUUGCGUUUGGCCUGCCAUGGAAAUCUUUCGAAAUGAAAGCAACAACUGCGAAUGCCCAGUCCCCUGUGAGAUCACCAAAUACCAAGUACAACUGAGUUACGCCCAGACCCCUGCCAAGCAUUUCUCCGAGGUACUGGCGCGGAGAAAACAUGUUCGAAAGGACGUCAUGAGACAUUACCUUAGGGACAACUUCCUCGAGUUAGAUGUGUACUUUGAGGAAAUGCAAGUCACUCUUAUAACCCAGCGACAAGCAUAUGAUCAGGAAAGUUUGUUUGGUGACAUUGGUGGUCAGGUGGGAUUGUUUCUCGGCGCCAGUAUUCUCACAGUGCUAGAAUUUGGUGAUCUGGUGGCCAGGAUUAUCGUUAAUAAAAUAAAACAAAGGAAACGCCGGCGCACUCGAACUGUUUGAUAUUGGGAGUUCCCGAGCGGAUCUCUGUCUAAUGAAUAACUUCCACGAAGGUUUCGAUUCCGGUUGGCCUCUCGGAAUAACAUAACCACCAGGAAGAACUUCAGAUGUUCUUGUUGAAAGUUACACAAGUGCUUUGUAGUAACUGGUACCAGAAGAGUUUUGGCUUUCGUCGUCCACUCAAAAAUAGCGCGAAAUAAUGAAACAUAGGUUACUACAGACUGACCGAUACCUGUUGACCAUGCAGAACACUUCACAUAAACUUUCACAAUAUGUUAACAGAAUAUUUGGUAGCUUGGCAAUCUUUCUGACAAAAACCGGAAAAUUAACAAGAGACAGGUGAUAGGUCAACAACCAGCGCUACUCUUUUUGUAGUACAACAGUAAACGAAGAGAAACGCAUUCAAGGAAAUUAGACAGUGAGGUGUUCAAAGUAACUUCCGUUACUGUUAAAAUGCAAUUUUUCAGCAGACCUUUCGAGCUACCAAACGGUAUCAACUCUUACGAGAAACUUUGAGAUAACUCUGAAAAUCAGAAUAACACCUUUUUUUCAGCUCAGGCGCGCGAUUGUUUAGGUUUCAAGAUUAACGUUGCGACUUGUUCAAGUUGAAAAGGUAUAGCAUGCUUUACAAAAACAAUUGCCAGUACUUUUUUUUAUAAAUCCUAAGUUAUUUUUCUAAAAAAAAUAAUAAACCAGUGUCACAGAAAGGAAGAAAAAAAAUCAGAAAAUGAACCACUUUAUUUGGAACCAAGAGAUUAUCAAAGUAAGAAAAUGAAUCCCCUAGAUUGGUUUCCUGCUGGGGUUUAAUUCAAAUUUUGCUAACCCUAACCCCGACCUUUGCAUAUGGAAGUACCACAGUACCCCCACCCCACCCCGCCCCCUCCAGGACGCUGUCGAGCAGAAGGUUCAGGAGAAUAAUAAUUGAUGUCCUUUCAAAUUCUCAUUAUAUAAUAAGCUUAGUUGUAAAUAGAGUUACUUCAGUUGAACGUGGUUUUUAUAUAGUUACAUAAUAUGACGAUUUACCUUUUUUGACAGUAUUUCAUAACAUUCCCCCAAUAUGAAUCUGUUAUAGCUCUUUAUUAAAUUCAUUACAUAUAUAUCUCUCUCUUUUUUUACCAAAAUAAUGCAGACUUUCAUGAGCAAUUGGCGAACUAUAAACUUGAGCUAAUUUUAACUAAAAAACUGCAAUAUCGGAACUUGUCGUUAAAGAGUGACUUUACAAAAGAUGUAAGUUAAAUGCUAAUUCGUAUCUACUUUUGACAAUUAUUUUACCAGUUUUGAUAAAAACAAUAUUUCUCUGAAAAUAAUAAAAUCGUUUCAAUGCAAUUUAGCCGCUAAAAACGUUGUCAGCAAAGAAUGAUCUGUAUACUGCGAGAUAAAAACAAUCUUUACCCUAAUUAAACUUAAUAAUAUAUAGUUUAUGUAUGAUGUAAUUUGUCUGAAAAUAAUAAAACCGUUUCAGCGCAAUUUAGCUGCUGAAAACGUUGUUAUUAGGAUAGAGUGAUCUGUAUACUAUGAGAAAUUAUAUUUAGCUGCCCCCCGUCCCCACCCCACCCCCCAAAAAACAAUAUCGGAAAACCCCAUCAUGAAAUUCACAGCAAUAAAGUUUGGGAUUUAUCUGCAAUACUUAUGACAAUAACAAUAACAGCAUCUUAAGAUUACAAACUAUUCAAUGUGUUAUUUUAACCUAGCCCAAUGACAGUGUUCAACGUAUAUAUGUCUUCUACUUUAUAACAAUAAACACGUAAACAUACGAUAAAGAGGUUCGAGCUUAGACUAAGACUUAAAUCAAAUUAUUUCCACGAAAGGAAAUACAGCGGCAAAUUCUAUAAUCAAGCAACGCGACACCCAGGUUUUUUUAACAGAGGAAACUUACACCUGGCUCCCGCGUGAGAUUCAAAGGCCAUCUCUCUGACAAGGUAUCAACUGAUGCGUCAGUUUCAAGUGUCCCCAAUUACAUUACUUGCAAAAAAUUUAGGACAAUUUUAAUUUCGGACAAAAAGUGUCCGAAAAUAAAACCGUUGGAAAUUUUUAAGCGUCCGAAAUAUUUACAGCACAGUAUAAAACUUUAACGUAGCUCCAGAGCUCUUAGUUUCCUUCAUGGAGCGAACUCUAGCCGAGACACUGAUUGAGAUAUGAAACGUGUUAUUAUAUCGUCGGUGUAUCUGUAAAACCUUGAAGAUGAGGAAAACUAUCAUUUUUACAAAUGUUGUUUCAGUUUAAUUCGUGUUUGUAGGCGUAAACUUACUUCAGCUAGCUUAUAGCAAAGUGUCCGAAAUUUCAGUCCGAAAUUUAUCCGACAUGAGAUAAAAGGUGCUCGAAAAUUAAACGUCCGAAACGUAUUGCAAGUAAUAUAUUAGGCUCCUUGUAGGGACAGCCAGCCAGUAGAAGUUGACACAAAAAUAAAGUUGUUGAUUGAUCGAUCCUUCACACUUGGAAGUUAAUUCACAAGUUGUCUAAAUCC